Messenger RNA from Striga hermonthica, 783 nucleotides. NCBI's taxonomy places the organism in Eukaryota, Viridiplantae, Streptophyta, Magnoliopsida, Lamiales, Orobanchaceae. The record is from the annotation of a GenBank genome assembly.
AUGUCUUCCACAAUCGGAGAUUCCACCACCGCCCUCUCCACCCCACCACCGUACUGCAUCUCCUCUCCGGCGGCCACCACCAUCGUCACCACCAGCAGCAGCAGCGGCAGAACCAGCACCAGUUCCAGCUCCGACGAAAUCUUUGAAAACCCUUUCUCGGAAAAACUCAAUCCCAAUUCCAAUCUGAACCCCAGCAAGAUUCCAAGAUCGCCCCUUUCUUGUUCCUUCUCCCGCCCCUACAAACAGCUGGCCGUCCUCUCGGGCCACGUGGGCCCGGUUUCCUGCUUGGCCCUGUGCGGGGAGUUCGUCCUCAGCGCCUCCCAGGGCCGUGACAUCAUCGUCUGGCAGCAGCCCGACCUCAGGCGGUUUGCCCAGUUCGGGUUUGGUUCGGGCUCCGUCAAGGCCCUCGUCAGCUACGGGAACAAAGUCCUCACGGCCCACCAGGACACCAAGAUCCGUGUCUGGAAAGUCUCGAAGAGCUCGGAAAACGGGCAUAAAAUGGCGGUCUUGUGCGUGUGCCUAAUGGGGGAAGGUGACCGGUUCUUGUGCAGUGGGUCGGCUGAUUCGAGUGUGUGCAUCUGGAGUAGGGAAAAACUCGGAGGGGGUCUGGCUCGGCAUUUGGUGAUCAGGGGGCACGAGGGCCCGGUGAAGUGCAUGCGGGCCGGGCCAUCGAGAGUCGGGGGUGGUUUCCUGUUGUAUAGCGGGAGCGUGGAUAGGAGUGUGAGGGUGUGGUGGGUACCGGGUGAUUCGGAGAAGGAUUUGGAUUUGGUUCGGGUGAAGUGA